AUGGAUGACAUACUGGGCGAGGAUCUGCCGCUCCCACCGGCCAGACUCUUCGAACGCCUCUCACAAGUCCCCAACUAUACCUGGGAUCGCUCAUUUGCGCCGUUUCACUCCACCUACGAUCACUGGCAUGUCUACGGAAUCCUACAUAAUCCCGAGAUUCUCAAUCCUCGCGCGUCUAUAAGCACGUUGACCAGCUUUUCCGCAUUGUCCGGCUCCACCAGAAGCUCUCCGAAGCUCGAUCCUCACCGUCCUUCGCUCAGACAUCACCACUGGAGUAGCAUGAGUGGUGCUUCAACCGACAGCGAGAAUCUAUCGUCGAGAGGUGAUCCGGAUCCAAUAUGGCAGCCCGUCAUGGCCCGCAUUAGCACACAUGUGCUUCGGUUGGAAAGAGAGUUUCAAUGCAACCAGGCCAUCAUCAAAGAACACGAUCCAGAAUGCGAGCAUACCAUACGACCCAUUGAAAUGUUUAGGCUGCCUACAACACCGGGUGAUGUCCAUUCUAUGAUUGUGUGUGUUUAUGAGGCUCCUGGCAAGAAUUACCUACGCGAGAUCCUCGAUUUUGGUCCGGCUUUCUAUGGACUGCACAAUCACAGACCGAGUGCGGAUGGGACGCCCGGGGAACGAGUUCCGCUUCAAGCAUUUCUGGAUUUUGCCAUCGGUGCGUCAGAAUCGCUCGAACUACUCCACCAUGGCGCUAAGACCGUUCAUGGCGAAAUUCGUGCCGACAGUUUUCACUGGAACCGUGAAAUGAACACGGUCAAACUCGUCAAUGGUGGAAAUGGGCCUCGGGCAUUUGAGAAUCUCCUCUCUAGCGAAGGAUGGGCCACAUUAAGCAGGGAGAUUGGAGUGAAGAACAAGCUGCAGUUCAUUGCCCCAGAGCAAACUGGUCGACUCGCUGCAGAACCCGACAGUCGCACCGAUAUCUACAGCUUGGGGAUUCUUUUCUGGACCCUCCUGACCGGCCAGCCCGCAUUUGAUGCAGAAACUCCCAUCGAUAUUGUGCAACGUGUCCUGACAUACCGGUUGCCGAUGGUUACCGCGAUCCGCAUGGACAUUCCCGAUGCGAUCUCGCACAUUAUUGCCAAAAUGACCCAGAAGCAAAUGGACGAGCGAUAUCACUCAAUCAAUGGUCUGAAGUAUGAUUUAUUGCAAAUCCAGAAAUUUUUGGGCGAAGGCGAUCAAGAGAAGAUCAAAAAUUACAAGGUCGGACAGCGGGAUGUGUCGUCUUUUUUCAUCUUGCCGACCAAGCAGUUCGGACGAAGCGCCGAGAUGGACCGUAUCCACAAGAUCAUCGACAAAGCUCAUAAACGACAAAAUUCAAGCGGGGCGCGCCAUUCUCCAUCACAACAUGGUCUUCUAAAUGCUGCUUCAAACUCCUCUAUCUCGGACAGCCGUGCGGAUGGUCCAGAGCCCGGAGAGGGUUCCGAUUCGUCGAGUUCUUUUGGUUUCCGGGAAUCUCGAAGUAAUUCCACAACCAUCGGACUGGACGGUCCUGGUUUUACUCCAUCCUUUGGAAGCAAGACCAAUUUGUUGGGGAAGCGUGGUCGGGGCGUGACCGACUCUCGUGGUAACCCCUUGGACGUGGUGUCUGAUCGUGAUAGCAAUCUCUCCGGAGGGCUACAACCUGGUUCUGACUCCCUGCCUGGAAUGAUGACCAGACGAAGAAACAGUCACAAAUACAAGCGAAGAACCAAAACCGAGGUAAUCACCAUUCUCGGGCCCGCCGGUGUGGGCAAAACUGCUCUCAUUAAAGCGGUCCAACCUGCGAUUCGCCGUCACGGAUAUUUUGCUCUGGCGAGGUUUGACAAGGCUCGUCCGUUGCCGUUCGAGCCACUCGUCAAGGUGAUGGCCAGUCUCUUCAGACAAAUUUUCUCCGAGAAAGAUGUUAAUACGCCCUAUCAUGAGCAUCUGCGAGCGCAUGUAACGCCAUUCUGGCCUAUUUUGCAUACCAUGUUGGAUCUACCCGCAACCUUGCUGGAUGUCACAGUUCUUUCAAAGAAGCUCCUGGUCAAGAACGACACCACGCAAAGCGUCAAUACCGAGGUUGCCACCGUUGAGAGUGCGCCCAAGACGAAUAAUGGACCCUUCAAUCACGGUCCCUGGGACGCCAACGAUUUCCUCCGGGGGCCCGCCAACACCAAAUCAAUCCGACUCAUUAAUACGUACAUGGAUGUGCUGCGGACUAUUUGUACAGGAAAAUUGAUUUGUCUAUGCCUAGACGAUUUGCAAGCCGCGGAUGGAGAAUCAAUGGAGUUGCUCAUGCACAUUAUCAAAGCAAAAGUUCCGGUCGUAUUAAUCCUCUCGAGCAGAACCGAGGACGGCAAUAUUCAUGACGCGACCGCCAAAAUUCUCGAUCUCGAAUCGACAAAUAAGAUUGAGCUUGGAAAUCUCCGCGAAAAGCAUGUUUUUGAAUAUGUUGCGGCCACCAUGUCUCAAAGCGUGGAGACGAUUUUACCACUCGCCGCCGUUGUGUAUGCCAAGUCAGAAGGCAACCCCUUCCUGGUCAAAGAUAUUCUUCAAACCUGCUAUCAACGGAACUGCUUGUGGUACGACUGGAGAGAAUCCGGCUGGCAGUUUGAUUUGGACAAGAUUUUCGAUGAGUUCAGCUCCGAAGGAUGCUUCGAUAACGGCUACAUGACAAGGCGCCUUCAAGAACUUCCCCCGGCCGCGAGGUCGAUCCUGGCAUGGGCCUCACUGAUCGGAACCAAUUUCUCUUUCAAGCUGAUUCAGACCAUUAUGAGUGGUGAAUAUUUCUACAGCAGUGGACGAGAUCAGGCCAACGAUGCGACUUGUCCCAAACGUGCCAAACUUUUCAAUCUCUCCGAGAGCGACUGUGUCACGGGACUUCAACAAUUGGUCAAUAUGUACAUCGUGACUCCGGGCGAGACAGACGACGAGUUCCGGUUUACGCAUGCGCGAUAUCUGAGAGCGGCAAACGAAAUGCGUGAGUGCCAGAAUACGACCAAGAUGCAUUUCAUUAUAGCACAGACCAUGAUAACAUACCUCAGCCAGUGCAAGCAUAAUUUGUACCCUCUGGCGCGUCACAUCUGUCUGUCCUCAGACCUCGUCAAGGAGAAAAUCCCCAGCCGGAUGCGUUACCGAGACGUUCUUUGGCGAGGGGCACAGAAGGCCAUGGAGACGGGCGCAAAGCCCACGGCGCUCUGGUACUACAAAACUGCCGUCAAGUUGUUACAAGACGACAAAUGGAACACGGAUAACCCGGAUGUGUUUUAUGACGAAACUCUCCAACUUCACGUCAAUGCCGCCGAAAUCAUGCACGUACAAGGUGAGGAAGAAGAGGCCCUACAACUGUUGGAAGAGACGUUUGCCCACGCACGGUGUUCGGCCGACAAGACCAGGUCUUACAUCUUAAAAGGGCGGAUCUUGGCUACACAAGGCAAAUACCUCGAUGCGUUUGCUGCCCAAAAAGAAAGUCUCAUCGAACUGGGCUUGUCCAUCCCACAUCUCACCUGGGACGAGUGCGAUAUUGAAUUCAAAAAGCUGGAGUUCCGGCUCCGGCAGCUGGAUCGAGAGGAACUUCUUUCCACUCCUUUGAGCGAAGACAAAUCCGUGAUCGCUUUGGGCACCGUGUUGAGUGAAGCUUUGGGCGCGCUGUAUUGGUCCAACUCGCUCCUUUGGUUUCAAUUGGUCAUCGCCUACGUGUCCACAAUCUUGGACCGCGGCGUCUUCGUUCAAGCUGGUUUGGGCUUCACCAUGCUUGGUGCUGCCGCCAUAGGUCGAUACAAAGACAUUGAGUUGGGUCUGUCCAUUGGUGAGAUUGCACAGGAGUUCUACACCCUCUACGAUGAUCCUUGGACCCGUGGCAGAGGCUGGACGUUGUACGCGCUCUUUGUGGGCCACUUCCAGGCCCCGGUCCGAAACCUCCUCCCUAUCCUGGAUAAUGCGCUUGAAUACUCCUUAUCGUCCGGGGACAAAUUCGUGAGCAUCCUCAACAUCGGCACGAUGGCGCUGUAUCGGCUCUGGGCUGGACAAGAUCUUGCAGAGGUCGAGACAUUCUGCAACUACGGGCCAGAGGAGUUUGAGGAUUGGGACAAAGAUCGGCGCGGUGGGACCAUUCUCAUGGUUGCACGACAGGUUGCUCGGGCCUUGCAAGGAAAGACCAACCUCGACGACGUCAAGACCCUCCUAGACGAUCAUGAACACAAUUCUGAGACGUGGCUGGCCGAGUGCGAACUGUACGUGGGCAAUCCAACGCGACCUCGGGAUAUUUAUCGUGCGGUGUCUCUGAUCGUUUACUACCUCAUGGGUUACUACGAGUAUGUGGUUGAAGUUGGGAGAGAAUUGAUCUCGACAACUCUCGAUGAACUGUGGUCUAACAGACCAGCAUGCGGCACCCGGUUGUUCUUGGCCCUGUCCCUGCUGGCUGUCGCCAAGGGAAAACCCGAGGAAGAGCGGGAACCAUACAUCGAAGAGGCCAGGCGUUUGAAGCAAUUUAUCGAUGACUGGGGAAGAAUAAACGACGUGAAUUACCUGGCCUGGUCUCGGAUUUUAGAGGCCGCCAUUGCUGACCUCACACACGUUUACUACAACGUCAUUUCCAACCUGGAAAUGGCUAUCGAUCACUGCCAAGUCCAUGGUUUCGCCCUGGAGGAGGCUAUGGCUGUGGAAAUGCAGGGCGAAUUCCUUCUGGCCCGAGGAGCCAAAAGGGCGGGUAAAGUCAUGAUCCAUGAAGCCAUUGCCGCUUGGAACCGGAUCAAUGCCGGUGGGAAGGCCAAGCAGUUGUCAGCAAAGCACGAGUGGUUGAUCAAGACUGCCACCACUUCAAGGACCAUGGACUCGGCAACGCAGACUCAAGAUCUGCAUGCAUUGACGGUGACGGAGGAAAUACAGGCCCCGAAUAAGCACGAAUACACCAGUGCUUGGGUCCAACCAAAGGGAAUGGCGCCCUCCCAAACGACCCAAGAUGUCCCUGGUCUUGGACUGGAUAUUCUCGACCUCACAUCCAUCCUGGAGUUCUCCCGGGUGAUCAGCUCCGAGCUCCAGAUCAACAACCUCCUCUCCAAGAUGAUAUCGGUCAUCCUCGAAUCCGUCGGAGGUCAAGCGGAGUUUUGCGCCAUCAUCAUUGACUCCGAGGAUCAAGGUUGGUGCGUCGCAGCGAGUGCAGAUCAUGAAACAGGCGUCAAGACCUACCCCGAUGGUAUACCGUUUUCCGAAGUGGACGAUCAGGCCGCGCAGCAGAUUACUCACUACUUGCUUCGCACCAAAGAAACCGUUUUUGUGCCGAAUGUGCUGGAAGAUGACCGUUUCUCCAACGUCGGCGACGCGUAUUUGGCCAGGAAUCCCUCGGGACGAUCGAUCAUUGCCAUCCCCAUUAUCCAAGCCGACCAUCUGAUGGGUGUAAUUCACCUGGAAGGUCGGCCCAAUGCAUUUACUCAACGUAACAUGAUCGUCCUCAAUCUUCUCACCAAUCAAGUGGCCAUUUCUCUCGGAAAUGCUCUUCUGUACCGGAAGGUCGGCAAAGUGAGCGCAUCAAAUGCGAGUAUGGUGGAAUCUCAGAAGCGAUCUCUCGCUGCGGCUCGUGAGGCCGAAGCCAAGGCCAAAAAGGCCGAAGCGGAGGCCAUGCACAACGUCAAGUUGAAAGAGGAGGCGGCUCGAGCCAAGUCGAUUUUCCUGGCCAACGUCAGCCAUGAAUUGCGGACGCCGUUGAACGGUGUGAUCGGCAUGUCCGAGCUCCUCAAAGGCACUCCCUUGAGCAAAGACCAAGAGCAAUACGCGGAUAGCAUUCGAGUCUGUGCCGAUACGCUGCUCACCGUUAUUAACGAUAUACUUGAUUUCUCCAAAUUGGAGGCGGGGAAGAUGCAAAUGUUUACCGUUCCCUUGAACUUGAAGGAGACCAUCACCGAGGUGGUUCGGGCGCUGGCGUACACCAAUCAAGAACAUGGGCUCCAGACGAUCGAGGAUCUGCAGAUCGACGACAAUUUGGUGCUGGGUGACCCCGUGCGCCUCCACCAGAUUUUCAUGAACCUGCUCAGCAAUGCCUACAAAUUCACACCGAAAGGAUCGGUGACGGUGCAGGCCCGAAAGAAUGCUGAAACCAGAGACCGAGUCAAGAUCACAUGUUCGGUGGCCGACACGGGUAUUGGCAUCACACAGGAGCAACUUUCACGACUGUUCCAACCAUUUUCCCAAGCCGAUUCGUCGACGGCGCGGUCCUAUGGCGGGAGCGGCCUCGGGCUCAGUAUCUGCAAGGCCAUGAUUGAGAAUGUUCUGGGGGGCAAGAUCUGGAUCGAGUCGGCCCCUGGUGCAGGCACCACCGUUUCCUUUACUCUCACGUUCCAGAAAGCCCCGAAGAACAGCAGCGUCCCGAAUGAUAUGGAAAUUUCAGCAAAAGAUCCAGACCCGAUGGCAAAUUGGUCACAGGCCACCAGUCCGGAGACGGAACAGAAGAAGAUCAGCUUCUGCGAUCUGAGCAAGAUUCCUCACUCAGAAUUACGCGUGUGCAUCGCGGAAGACAAUCAGAUCAACCGAAAGAUUGCAAUUUCGUUUGUCAACAAGCUUGGUCUGAAAUGUGAAGCUUAUGAAGACGGCAAACUGGCCUACGAAGCACUACGAGCCAAAAGCCAAGAAGGCCAGCCUUUCCAUUUGGUCCUCAUGGAUGUCCAAAUGCCCGUGCUAGAUGGCUAUGAAGCGACCAAGGCGAUCAGAGCCGAUCCUGACCCCCAAGUCAGCCAAGUGUUGAUCAUUGCCAUGACGGCUUCCGCGAUCCGCGGGGACAGAGAAAAAUGCUUGGAAGCGGGAAUGAACGACUACCUGGCCAAACCAGUGCGACAGACUGCGUUGAAAGCCAUGUUGGAUGAGUAUCUCACUAAUACCAAGUUGGCGACGGAUGCUGCUACCAAAAACCCCGACGCUACCAUGACUCCUGGUGAUAAGGCCAAUGGAAUGAUGAGAUGCGGUUCGGACAAUGUGAAGACGGAUACAAACGGGACUGAGCAGGCUGUUCCAACGGAAAAGCCCAAAGUCAGACGUCCGUUUCGAAGAGUGAUGAAAAAGGUCGACUCGGCCAUAGCGGAAGUGAACGAAGAAACCAACCCCUCCAGCAGUCCUCCAUGGGGGAGGGGGGAGACGGACGAGCAGAUAUCCCCGAAAGAACCCUCGCCGGUUGGGGAAUCGGCUUUCAAUGGUCACGUUAACGGUGAGGUUAAUGGUUCUAAAUUAAGCCCCGAAGAAAGUGCCGCAGCGCCGGUAUCGACCCCAAGCUCGGCAGCCACGAAUGGGCCUCCCUUGGAAAAUGGACAGGCCUGA
Rhinocladiella mackenziei CBS 650.93 is the source of this 7266-nucleotide messenger RNA. RefSeq lists its product as uncharacterized. The coding region runs from base 1 to 7266 and encodes 2421 amino acids. NCBI's taxonomy places the organism in Eukaryota, Fungi, Ascomycota, Eurotiomycetes, Chaetothyriales, Herpotrichiellaceae. Gene Ontology annotation, biological process: protein phosphorylation; phosphorelay signal transduction system. The record is from RefSeq and is a predicted model, not a curated record. The transcript has 3 exons. Gene Ontology annotation, molecular function: protein binding; phosphorelay sensor kinase activity; ATP binding.